Molecule: messenger RNA, 399 nt
Organism: Prunus armeniaca (apricot)
Lineage: Eukaryota; Viridiplantae; Streptophyta; Magnoliopsida; Rosales; Rosaceae
Source: the annotation of a GenBank genome assembly
AUGGGCAUCGGAGGAGAGAGAACGGAGCCGGAGAAAACUCACGAAGUUCCAGCCAUUUUCUUCGUUUUUCCGGCGCCUAGAGCGGCUAUUGAUGACAGGGAAGGACCGGGAAGUGACGGCGGGGCUAGGCCGGUCCUUUUGGCACCGGUCCCGUGCCCUACUAUGGCCGGUGGUAGUGGAAUCGGAGAGAGAGAGAGAGAGAGAGAGAGAGAGAGAGAGGUUUUAAAAUAUGACCUGGCAAAUUACCAUUUUGCCCCUCAAUGUAUUUUGAUCGUAUCUCUCUCAUUACAACUCGAAUUUGAGCCAACUACGUUUCUACGAACUCAUCUCAAUGUGCUCUACACAACAGUACAACUAAAAUCCCCAAAUUCCUUCCCGAAAAAAAACGUCAACUUUUAA